Colletotrichum phormii is the source of this 1421-nucleotide messenger RNA. RefSeq lists its product as uncharacterized. NCBI's taxonomy places the organism in Eukaryota, Fungi, Ascomycota, Sordariomycetes, Glomerellales, Glomerellaceae. The record is from RefSeq and is a predicted model, not a curated record. Bases 114 to 1349 code for a protein of 411 amino acids. The transcript has a single exon.
AGCUGAUUCUGUUAUCUGGCACGUCUUCUGUUGACUGGAUAGCGCUAUUCCUCACAUGCAGCUAGGCUGGGAGGCUGAAAGAAGUUCGAAGCUACUUGCAGAAGCCUUCAUGAAUGGUGGAGUCUGCCUGGCUUAGCAUCACGUCGUCCGAUAGGGUGCCAUGGCAUAAUUCUAUACGACUCAUGAAGGCAAAGCACCUGCAAAAAAGGCCCGAAGUGCUGAGGGCAGACGAGUGGGGGCUUUGGGGUUGGCUAUUAAUGAGCUGGAAUCACACCCUCUCCGCCACCGAUCCCAAGGAUAGCAUCUACGGCUUGCUUGGUCUCACCAACUUGCCCAUCAUUCCCGACUAUAGCCCGGACGUCUCGGUCGCAUCUGUUUACGUCGAAUACUUUGCCCAAUACCUUGCAUUCUGUAAAAGAACAGGACAAGCCAAAGAGCUUGACCUUCUCCCGAUGGCUGGCCUACACAUGACCAAGGGCGCGACUCACCCACUCGCCAAGGCAGACCUACCGACUUGGGUUCCGAACUACCCACACGCAUGGAGAGAAUCCAAUAGGUCGUUCGAGCCGAUCAUAGGAGACGCUGAUAACGGAGUAUUCGGGUUAGAUGUCCCAGGUGCUUCUGUUAGUGGCAAUUGGCACUUGCUGGUAUCGGGCAUUCGAAUCGGCGAGGUAGUUCGCAACCUCACAAAGCCAACACUAUUUGACACUGAACUCAAACUUGUCAAACUUGUCAAACUCAUCGAACAACUGAGAACCAGCAAUAUCAAGUUUCCCAAUGGGAUGACUGCGCAGGAAGCCGUGUUCCGUGCGGUGUUCGAAUCAGGCGGUCGUGGUUCUGCUCUCCUCUUCCAACAUCCCGAAGCUAAAGCCGAGAUGGCUCUCGGCUUCUUGUUUCACUUGAUGUAUGUCGAUCGAGAAUUCGCAGAGGAGCCUUUAGGGCAGCAAAGCCUAUUUGAGCUACUCGGUCUAGCCGACAGCAACAGCAAGGCGUUUAAUAGCAGCAUCUCGGAAGCGUUCCUUUCUGGCCAUGACAUCGAGAGUCCAUGGUUAAACAGGUUCGUGGAGUGGAAUCCAGAGGACGACCUAUCACCUGAGGUCCAUGACCAGGUAAAGUCGGGUGUGGCUGCCUGGGACUGGCGUGACCGCGGGAUGUUGCAUAUUGGGGAAGCUGGGGAUGUUGUGUGUAUACUGAAAGGGUCCUCUGUGCCUGUCAUCUUGAGGAAGACUGGAGAGGAGACAUCGUGGAGCUUGGUUGGCACUUGUUGGGUACCUGGGAUGAUGAAUGGUGAGGCGGAGACGAAGCUGAAUGACGCUUCCGUGAGCGUGGAGAGAUUUGAACUGCAUUGAUCGGGGAUUCCGUGGUCUCGUCAGCAACAUCAAGACGCCAGACUUGAAAGGCCACCGUAAUCAUGUAGCCUC